ACCUUCGGCUUUAUUUCUCCGUCGUUUAAGGCGACCUUUAACCCCAUCUGCUUUGACAGGUCGUACGUGUCAUUUAAGCUUUGUUGUUAAUAGACCAUGUCAACAACAUGUCUAUAUACUUCUAGGUUCACGUGUUCGAGCUCUCAACCAAUCAAACCACAGGACAGUGACAGCACCCCUUUUUCUAGUCGCAAACUUCUCUUCUACUCCAUAGGGUUGUUGGCUGUUUUCUUCAUCACUUGCAGGUUGCUGGCAGACAGGUAGUUCCCCUUCAUUAUCACAACUGAAGAUUUGAUAACAUCAUGGACGCUGGCUUGUCCAAAAUCAAGAAACCACGAUCGGCAAUGCUGAGACGAUCCAGCUCCCUGCAGCGUUACCAUGGUUACGUGCAUGACUACAAGGAUAAAGAAGGUAGCGUCAGCAUCGUGUUUUCUGUAACUGAGAAAGUGGGUGCUUUGGCAGGUGCGCUGAAGAUCUUUGAGACCUAUGGGGUAACACUCCAUCACAUCGAGUCCCGCCCGGCUCUGGAGGACCCUAGUGGCUAUGAGUUCUUCGUUGCCUGUGACAACCAGACUGGGGGCUUAAAACAGGCCAUCGAAGCUCUGAGAGCAAAGUCAAAAGAGUUACAGGUGCUGUCACGAAAUCUUGAAGAAGAUGUCGGAAUGGGAGUUCCAUGGUUCCCUCGUCGUAUCAAGGAACUGGAUAGAUUUGCCAACCAGAUCCUGAGCUAUGGGUCAGAACUAGAUUCUGACCAUCCUGGAUUUACCGAUAAAGAAUACCGGUCGAGGAGGAAGGUGUUUGCUGACAUCGCUUAUAAUUACAAGCAUGGUCAACCAAUCCCCAGAGCAGAGUACACAGAGUCAGAAGUCAAAGCUUGGGGUACAAUUUUCCGCGAGCUAACCAAACUCUACCCUACUCAUGCCUGUCACGAGUUCAACCACGUCUUUCCCCUUCUGAUUGACAACUGUGGCUACAGAGAAGAUAACAUCCCACAGCUGGAGGACAUCUCCAACUUCCUUAAAGAAUGUACAGGGUUCUCCCUCCGGCCUGUGGCAGGGCUGCUGUCAUCUCGAGAUUUCUUGGCUGGUCUCGCAUUCCGCGUUUUCCACUCUACUCAGUACAUCCGCCACAGCUCUAAACCCAUGUACACACCCGAACCGGAUAUUUGCCAUGAACUGCUGGGCCAUGUUCCACUGUUUGCGGAUCCACAGUUCGCCCAGUUUUCACAAGAAAUCGGAUUGGCCAGUUUGGGAGCACCUGAUGAGUACAUUGAGAAGUUAGCCACAGUGUACUGGUUCACUGUGGAGUAUGGGGUAUGCAAGGAAGACGGCAAGCUGAAGGCUUAUGGGGCGGGGCUCCUCUCUUCAUUCGGAGAGUUACAAUAUGCGUUAACAGACAAACCUGAGAUUAGGCCAUUUGAACCUGUGAAGACAGCGGUUCAGAAGUACCCCAUUACCUCAUACCAGCCUGUCUACUACGUGGCUGACAGCUUUGCUGAUGCCAAGGAGAAAAUCAAGUCCUUUGCCUCAACUGUGCCUCGUCCGUUUUCUGUGCGGUAUAAUCCGUAUACCCAGAGUAUAGAGGUGCUGGACAAUGAACAUCAGGUGCUUAACCUCACAGCCAUGAUCAAAGGUGACUUGUCCAUUCUGGAGGAUGCUCUGCAGAAGCUUCUGAAUAAUGGUGCCCGAUGAAACUAGAAAACUUUCACUUUCGUUACUGGAAUCCAAGCAAGAAAUAUAUAUGUUAGCUCUCUAGGGUUAAAGUUCUAUAUAAUGUGCUUUUCACAGAUGAAACUGAAGUAAAAUCCUGUUUAAACUGGAUGUUA
Molecule: messenger RNA, 1825 nt
Organism: Liolophura sinensis
Lineage: Eukaryota; Metazoa; Mollusca; Polyplacophora; Chitonida; Chitonidae
Product: protein henna-like
Exons: 13
Coding region: 303-1691 (462 amino acids)
Biological process (GO): L-phenylalanine catabolic process; L-tyrosine biosynthetic process
Molecular function (GO): phenylalanine 4-monooxygenase activity; iron ion binding
Source: RefSeq, a predicted model, not a curated record